This is a messenger RNA of Diversispora eburnea, 1476 nucleotides long. Lineage: Eukaryota; Fungi; Glomeromycota; Glomeromycetes; Diversisporales; Diversisporaceae. The record is from the annotation of a GenBank genome assembly.
AUGUUUUGUGCGCUUUCAGGAGAACCACCACAGGAACCAGUAAUUUGCAAAAAAUCUGGUCAGAUCUUUGAGAAAAGAUUGAUCGAAAAAUAUAUUUCAGACUAUGGAAAAGAUCCUAUUAGCGGGGAGGAUAUUACUGAAGAUGACUUAUUAGAGAUAAAAGCAAGUCCCAAAACAGUGAAACCUCGACCUGCUACUUUAACCUCGAUUCCAUCUUUAUUGGCCGUUUUUCAGAAUGAAUGGGAUAGUUUAAUGUUAGAAACAUUUACUCUUAAACAACAAUAUCAACAAGUUCGACAAGAAUUAAGUCAUGCUUUAUAUCAACAUGAUGCUGCAUGUCGAGUUAUUGCUAGGUUAAUGAAAGAAAGGGAUGCCGCAAGAGAAGCAUUGACGAAUGUACAGGCUCAUAUUAAUGUUCAACCUCCUCCAGAAUCAACUGUAACUGAAACACCCAUGGAAGUAGAAGAGGAAAUGAAAGGAAUUAAUGAAACAGUUAUAGAGAAAUUAAACGAAACUAGUAAAACUUUGUCACAAGGACGUAAGAAGAGAAAAGCACCACCUAAUCUCACCUCAGUAGAUACAGUAAAAACUUUUACUCAAAUAACUGUAAUUGGUUCUUUACAUACUACUUCAUCUCCCGGAAUAACUUGCUUAGAUCUUGAUCAAACAGGAGAAUUAGUGAUUACUGGUGGAAAUGAUAAAAAAGCAUUAAUAUAUAAUAGAAAGGAUGCAAAGGAAGUUUGUUCUUUGAAAGGUCAUACUAAAAAGAUUACAGAUGUAUUAUGGUUAGGAAAACCAGAAGAAAAUAAUAAUGGAGAUAUUGCAUUUACUUCAAGUGCUGAUAAAACCAUCAAAAUAUGGAAACCUAAUGAAAAUAACAAAAAAGGUUAUAAAGUUGCUAGUAAUAUCACCUCACAUUCGAGUGAGGUGACUGGUAUCGCAUUGCACGCUACAAAACAAUAUUUAGUAUCAGUAUCCAAUGAUUCAACAUGGGCAUUCCAUGAUGUUACAACUUCUCAGACAUUGAGCAAAAUCGAAAGUAAAGAAGUGAAAACAGGAUAUUCAACUGUGGAGUUCCAUCCCGACGGUUUAAUUUUAGGAACCGGGACAAAUGAUUCGGUUGUUCGAAUUUGGGAUGUAAAAUCUCAACAGAAUGUCGCAUCUUUUGAUAAUCAUGCUGGACGUAUCACAUCAAUUGCUUUUUCUGAAAAUGGAUAUUAUCUUGCGACAGCAUCCGAAGAACAUUUGGUUAAAUUAUGGGAUCUUAGAAAAUUAUCGAAUUUUCAAACACUGGUUGUUGAUGCAGAGUCAAAAGUUAACAAGGUUGUAUGGGAUUUUAGUGGUCAAUAUUUGGCUGUCGGUGGUACAGAUAAUAUGGCAGAAAUUACUGAUAUGAAAUUCGGUGAAUUGGCUAAAUAUUUGUUAGUCGGUGGAUUAGAUCGAUCAUUAAGAAUUUAUGGAUAUCAUCCUCAAUAA